UUGUUUUUUAAUUUGAUUCUAUUCUAUUACCGGUAGUUUUGUUUUUGUUAAGAAUGUAAGGGCACUUUGUUGUUAAAAAUGUAUUGAAUUUUAAUCUUGGUAAAAGACUCAAAUCUAUGUUUUGGAGACUGAACAAGACUAAUAAGGGAGGUAAAGCCUUUUAUUUUGAAAUGUUAUAAUUCCGGAUGUUUAGGUAGUGCCCUUGAAUGAGACAGGUGCGUCAACUUGAGUCCUGUCAAUCCUGCGGACACGCUGACUGACGAGUUGUAACGCAAAAGACUUAAUCAUCGGUAAAAUCUAAUUUCCAUGCAGAUAAACUUAGUUUUUUUAUUCAUGAUUUAAUAUUUAACCAACGCACUGCUCAUCAUGAGGGGAGAUACAACUACGGAGAAUGAGGCGGAGGACCAUGAAGGAAGUGCAGCAGCAUCAGGAGAAAGAAGACCUAGUGUUGUGACGCUGCAGAAUAUGCUGAAAAAGGUUUCCCAAAGCCCUUUCCAUAAUCAAUUCCAGACUCCUGUUUCAACAACAUCUGACUCCAGUGGAUCAUCUGUGAACAAGUCUGAAAACAGACAGGAUAGCGAGCUUCUUGGCCAUCUCUCAGCUGCUGCUACCGAUAUGACGGACAACCAACAGCUACACCUAUCGCAGAAUGUAGGGCAGGAAACACUCCGUGUAAAUCCUCAGAAUGGAGUCAAUGGGGGUUUGGCCAGAAGUAACCCCUUCUAUACGCAUUAUUUGGAAUCUGGCAACAAUGGGAGCAAAACCUCACAAGAAGUAAAACAUGAUACCAUCUUCGGCCCUCCAGCUGAGUUUCUGAGUCCUGAAACGAAGACUGUGGAAAGUGGAGAUGAAUCUUCUGAACUUCCAAAGGACAUUUUCGAGGCCCUUACAAGACCCUUACCCCCAGCCAGAAACAAACCUUCAAAUGGCCAUUUUAAUGACGUAACCGUGAACUCCUCAGACUUAUUUAAGCCAAUCCCACCUCCCAAAACGAACCUCUCCAAAACUUUGCCGUCGAAAAGCUCUGACCUGUUUAAAAAUGAUGGGGUCAGUCUUUUCCAGGCUGCUAAAGGAGAGGAUUCACUCCAUGCUGGAAGCACCAAGGAGGUAAACCUCUUUGAUAAAUCGCCCAGUGGGUUCGUAGAUCCAUUCAAAUCUGCAUCAACCAAGGAGGAUGAUCCCUUCUGGUCUCCACAGCCAACGAAGGCCAACCCUUUCCACACCGCCACGACCAAAGGAGCAGAUCUGUUUCAAGCAGCUCCGACCAAAAGUGGGGAAAACAAACAAGAUCCCUUUACGAAAGAGGACCUGUUUGGCACGUCGUCUUCUAAGGAAAAUCUGGAUGUUUUUUCAUCUUCGUCCACAAAAACGGUCGACCCGUUCCCAAGCCCGAUUCAAAGGGAUUUUUUUCAAGAAGUUUCCAGUGUGGGUGACCCAUUUGCUCCCUCAAAACAAGACGACCCUUUCAAAGAUGUUUCAAAAGGGAAGUCAUACAUCUUCCAACCACUUCCCUCCAAGUUCAACGGCAAGGAUAUAUUUGGGAAAACUUCCAGCGAUAGUGCCUCAAAGCCCGCUUACACUACACCUUCACUCGACAGUCCGUCAGAAACCAAGCUGGACAUGCUGUCGUCUCCAGAUUUCCUGAAGGCGACGCCAGCAGAAUCUCAUCCAGACGUCCCACCAAAGUCUUUCAACAAGCCACAAGAUAUUCUUCAGCCGUCUCCCUUCAGUCGGGCCAGGAAUCUGUCCAUGACGCCCAGCCAAGCUUCAGCUGAAAUGGCUCAUGUGCGGACCUUCAAACGUCCGCCGAGGCCUCUUCCAAGAACCAGACCACCAAAAACUGAAAAGCCGCCUCAGCCAGAUAAGCCUCCAAAACCAGAAAGGCCGCCCCCACCAGUGAAACCUAUCGAAUCUGAACCAGCUCCACCAAAAACCUCUCCGAAACCAGCCUUCAAACAACUCCCAAAACCAGUUGUUCCCCGCAAACUAAAAACUCUGGAAAGUAAACCGGUUGAUUCGGACGACUCUGCUGUCUUUGAGGACGUUCUGCUGAUUGGACAAGAAUGUUGUGUUGAAGACUGGCCUGAAGACAGCCCUGAGCUUAACCCUGACUUCAAACCGUCCGGAACAUUAAGAUUACGGCGUGAGUCAAUGAAAAUGAAGGUGGACUCUGAUGGAGGAAGUGGUGAGGACCAGGACGGCUCUGGGAUCCAGGGCAAGAAGGACAGAAAAUUCAGUUUGUCCCGUGUUUCCAGAAGAGGGUCAAAGGAGAAGUUUCCGGAUGACACAAAGGAGGGGAGGAGCCGGACACUAUCCACCUCCCGUAAAUCAUCAAAGGAGUAUUUCUCCGAGUACAACAUGUCUGCAGAAGAGAAUGACGAUGGCGAGCAGUACGGGCUGGAUUACAAAAAGAAACAUUUGAAGACCAAAGUCAAUCAGCUGCUAAGAAGAGCUUCUACUUCUUCAUCCAUGUCGGAGGGAAAACACAUGAACGGACAUUUACCACAAGAAUCCAAGCAGGAUGAUGACCUCAAUAAGAAAAGUGCCAAGAAAAACUCCGUCAUACGCCGAUGGUCCGAGGGGGUGGUUCUGGACGACCAAUAUGAUGAGGAGCAGGAGGAAGAGGAGGAGGAAGAGGAGGAGGGAGGAGGAGCGCAGCACGAAGAGGUUGACGGCAGUGGAUUUGUAAGCUUUUACUUAUACUGAAACAUUGUAUCAUGCACAUUAAUCACAUUUAAAGGGAGAACUGUAUUUAAAUCUGACGCAUUCUGGCAUGCUUUGAUUUGGGCAAUCUAAUCUCCUCUCUCUCUGUAGAAGAGUAAAAAGAAGAUGAAAAUCAGGU
Messenger RNA from Centropristis striata (black sea bass), 2842 nucleotides. RefSeq lists its product as uncharacterized. Lineage: Eukaryota; Metazoa; Chordata; Actinopteri; Perciformes; Serranidae. The transcript is spliced from 20 exons. The record is from RefSeq and is a predicted model, not a curated record. The coding region runs from base 367 to 2706 and encodes 779 amino acids.